GGGUCGCGCUGGGCCGGGCUUGCCGCGGUAGUGCCGCAGCGCGAGACUCUGGGAUCGGCCUCGCGCCCAGGCCUUCCCGCGCCUCCUGGUCCAGGGUGAAGCCCUCGGCGCGUGCCACUCCCGGACCCUGCAGGGUAAAAUAAUGUCACAUUUUAGCAUUUGUACCUGAAGGCAGCAAGCAGAUUUCAGGCCACAUGGAUGAAUGCCAGCUUCUACAUUUCCCGUGUGUAUCCUGUGACCAUUCUAUCUGGGAACAUCCUUCAAAGAGUUCUUGCGUCUUACUGAGGACACCUGACCUUUUGAAGCUUCAUAAUUCACAUCUAGAUGUCACCGGUCUUUCCCAUGUUAACAGUUCUGACUAUGUUUUAUUAUAUGUGCCUUCGGCGCCGAGCCAGGACAGCUACAAGAGGAGAAAUGAUGAACAGCCAUAGAACUAUAGAAUCAAACAGCCGGACUUCCCCUCUCAAUGCAGAGGUGGUCCAAUAUGCCAAAGAAGUAGUGGAUUUCAGUUCCCAUUAUGGAAGCGAGAAUAGUAUGUCCUAUACCAUGUGGAAUUUGGCAGGUGUACCAAAUGUAUUCCCAAGUUCUGGUGACUUUACUCAGACUGCUGUGUUUCGAACUUAUGGAACGUGGUGGGAUCAGUGUCCUAGUGCUUCCUUGCCAUUCAAGAGGACACCGCAUAAUUUUCAGAGCCAAGACUAUGUGGAACUUACAUUUGAACAACAGGUAUAUCCUACAGCUGUUCAUGUUCUGGAAACCUAUCAUCCUGGAGCAGUCAUCAGAAUUUUGGCUUGUUCUGCAAAUCCAUAUUCUCCAAGUCCCCCAGCUGAAGUAAGAUGGGAGAUUCUUUGGUCAGAGAGACCUACGAAGGUGAAUGCUUCCCAGGCUCGCCAGUUUAAACCUUGUAUUAAGCAGAUAAAUUUUCCCACAAAUCUUAUUCGACUGGAAAUAAAUAGUUCUCUUCUGGAUUAUUACACUGAAUUAGAUGCAGUUGUGCUACAUGGUAUGAAGGACAAGCCAGUGCUUUCUCUCAAGACUUCACUUAUUGACAUGAAUGAUCUAGAAGAUGAUGACUACGAAGAAGAGGAUGGUUGUGGAAUGGACAAUCUUAACAAAAAAUUUAGCAGUACUGCCCUCAAGGAAGGGCCAAAUAAUGGAUAUUUUGAUAAAUUACCAUAUGAGCUUAUUCAACUGAUUCUGAACCAUCUUACACUACCAGACCUGUGUAGAUUAGCACAAACUUGCAAACUGCUACACCAGCAUUGCUGUGAUCCUCUACAGUAUAUCCACCUCAAUCUGCAGCCAUACUGGGCAAAGCUAAAUGACACUUCUCUGGAGUUCCUGCAGGCUCGAUGUACCCUUGUCCAGUGGCUUAAUUUAUCUUGGACUGGCAAUAGAGGCUUCAUCUCUGUUGCAGGAUUUAGCAGGUUUCUGAAGGUUUGUGGAUCUGAAUUAGUACGCCUUGAAUUAUCUUGCAGCCAUUUCCUUAAUGAAACUUGCUUGGAGGUUAUUUCUGAGAUGUGUCCAGAUCUACAAGAUUUAAAUCUCUCAUCCUGUGAUAAAUUACCACCUCAAGCAUUUAACCACAUUGCCAAGUUAUGCAGCCUUAAACGACUUGUUCUCUAUCGAACAAAAGUAGAGCAAACAGCACUGCUCAGCAUUUUGAACUUCUGUUCAGAGCUUCAGCACCUCAGUUUGGGCAGUUGUAUAAUGAUUGAAGAUUAUGAUGUGAUAGCUAGCAUGAUAGGAGCCAAGUGUAAAAAGCUCCGCACCCUGGAUCUAUGGAGAUGUAAGAAUAUUACUGAGAAUGGAAUAGCGGAAUUGGCUUCUGGAUGUCCACUUCUGGAGGAACUUGAUCUUGGCUGGUGUCCUACUCUGCAGAGCAGUACCAGGUGCUUCGCCAGAUUGGCACGCCAGCUCCCAAACUUGCAAAAACUAUUUCUUACAGCUAAUAGAUCUGUGUGUGACACAGAUAUAGAAGAACUUGCAUGUAAUUGUAUCAGAUUACGGCAACUGGACAUAUUAGGCUACAGUGAAUUCAGUGAUGUUCAGCAAUACGAUUUUCUCAUGUGGCUUACUGGCUCCUGUGAAUUGGUUGCUGUGGCUGCACUGCAGGGGUGGUCCAGGUUCACUCCAGCCAGGGCCUAGUCUGUACAUGAAGACUCUAUGUGGCCUAUACCCUUCUGUGGCAAAGGCUCUGAAGCAAGAGGAGUGGCAGAAAUAUGAAAGUGUUCCAAGUGGAUACAGUGCUCAAGUCUACUCAAAUUCUGUUGGCCAGAGAUUAUGUGGUCUAGUCAUUGACAGCAGAGCUUCUCUUCCUGUCAUUGUAAGUAACAUCAAAAGGUUUUGGGAACCUUUAAUUCUAGUCAAUAACACCUCAAGUACAAUAGUCUCCUACAAAUAUUUGAGCUCAUUAUAAGUAGCCAAAAUAUGUCUAAAUAAUAUGAAAGGAAAUAACAUCUUAUUUUUUUUAAUUACUGUAUGCUAACUGUGUGGGUUUAAGUUCUGAAUUUCUAGAAAGAUCAUCAUUCUUUGAAUUUUUGGGUGGUGGGGGGGGGAGAUUCUCCCAAAUAUCAGUAUCACCUAAUUCUGUAGGAAAUAAGCUUAAGUAGUAGAAAUGUCCCUGGGUCAUUGAUAGUACAGCAAUGGAAAUGAUAGGAGGAUAGAAGGAAAGCAAAAGUCACAAAAAAGUCUGGACUCUGCUACUUCUCAGCUGUUAUUUAACUUUGAGUUUCAAUUUCCUCAGAAGUUCUGUAAGUUUUCUAAGGUCAUUCUUACUAUAAAGCUCCAUUCUAAUGCUGUUUUAUUGUCAUAUCCUCCAAUUUUUAUUAUAGUUUAACUCACUGUUUUUCUUAGACUUUAGAAUAGAGUAAUGCAACUUUAGUUUUCCUUAAUUCGUAUCCCAUCUUAAUUAUUACAGGAUUUGAGAUAAGUAGUAUAUGAUCCUCCUUUGUUUUUAAUCUUAAUAUUGAACCUAGUUAGGCUUUAAAACAUUCAAAUCACUAAAAUGCUCUUUUGGUACUCAUGAAGUUUGCUUACAUCAUUAUAUGUAAGAACAACCUGGGAUAUUUUUUAAAAUGUAAAUUUCUAUCCCCAACCCUUGGAUAGUCUGAUACUAGAUAGAACCCUCAAAACUACAUUUUAAACAAAUACCCCAGAUGUCCAAAGUAGUCUAAGCUAUACAAACCCUAUAUGUUAUUUGGGUAAUAAUGAGAAAAAAAAUGCUAGAUGCUACAUAUCUUUAUUUGGACUUUAUAUUUUGUUUUCAUGAAUUUAUUUUUGCCACCACAUUUAGUGCAUCAGGCCUCUAUAAGUGAUGAAAUUUUGAUUAUUUAUGAUAUGGUUAGGAUAAGUGUCCUCCAAAAGAUCAUAUGUUUUACGGUUGUUUCCUAGGACUGCACCAUUUGGAAGUAAUUAAUCUUAAGAAUUGGGGUUUUGCUGAGUACAGUAGUACAUACCUCUAAUCCCAGCUACUUGGGGGGCUGAGACAGGAGGAUUGCAAAUUUAAGGCCAGCCUGGGCAGCUUUUUGAGACAAUGUCUCAAAAUAAAAUUUUCAAAAGGGCUUGGGAUGUAGCUCAGUGGGAGAGUGCUCCUGGAUUUAAUCCCAAAUAUGUAUCAUAAAAAGGUCUCAAGAUCAUUGGGCACAUGCCCUUCAAGAAUACUAUGGGACUCCAACCCUUUUAUUCUUCCUGUCUUCUAUUUCCUAGCUAUUAGGUAAAUGGUUUUGCUCCUUCCUUUUCUCCCACCAUGAUGUCCUGUCUCACCAUAGGCUCAAAGCUAUGGUGCCAAUCAGUCAUAUACUGGAACUUCCAAAGGAAGGAGAAAAAAAUAAACCUUUUCUCUUAAUCUCAGGUAUUUGUGUCAGUGAUGGAAAGCUGAUUAACACAAAUAUAAAAUUCAGAAGUAUGGGAACCAAAAUAACUUGUUACUUUGAAGUGAACGUGCUUUGAUUAGUAUUCACAUCCUCCCAGUGCACACAACAGAUGAUCAACCUCAGGAUGAACUACUACAAAAUAACAAUUAUUGUUGGAUUAUUACAUCCAGUCUCUCUGCUGCUUCCCCUGUAUCCUUAAAACCUAAUCUCUACAGCUAUUGUGCUCCUUUUUUAAGUAAUCAGAUAAUGUUGCUUAUAUGCUUAAAAUCCUUCAGAAUAAAAGUGAAGGUCCUUACCCUGGCUACUUGUAGGAUCUUACACCCUACCCUCUCACCUCUUCCACAACACAUCCUGCACACACACAUACCUCAGCUCUCUGCACCAGGAGGACCCUUGCUAGGAUGCACUUCUCCAUAUAUCCUCACUACUCCAACUCUCUCUUUCAAGUCUCUUUAAAUAUUGCCUAUGCUGAGAAGCCCAUAUUGACCUUUCAAAAUGAAAUAGCAUAUUCCCUUCCCCCAUUAAUCACUAUCCCUUGUAACCUGCCAUAUUUUAUACUAUUUAUGAUUAUUUGAUAUAUUGUGUAUUCAUAUGUAUCUACUGCUCUAUAAUUUUAAACACUGCAAGCACAAAGACUUUGUUUUGUACAUUACUGCCAAGGCUUAGAUUAGUACCUGGCACAUAGUAGAUACUCAAUAAAUUACAUAUAAGAGGUUAUGAGGGGAAUGGGAAAAAAAACAAGGAGAGAAAUGAAUUACAGUAGAUGGGGUAGAGAGAGAAGAUGGAAGGGGAGGGGAUGGGGGGAUAGUAGAGGAUAGGAAAGGUAGUAGAAUACAACAGUUACUAAUAUGGCAUUAUGUAAAAAUGUGGAUGUGUAACCGAUGUGAUUCUGCAAUCUGUAUUUGGGGUAAAAAUGGGAGUUCAUAACGCACUUGAAUCUAAUGUAUGAAAUAUGAUAUGUCAAGAGUUUUGUAAUGUUUUGAACAACCAAUAAAAAAAAAGUCAAUUCCCCUUGGA
Messenger RNA from Marmota monax (woodchuck), 4892 nucleotides. It is a transcript of the gene Fbxl4, whose product is annotated as F-box and leucine rich repeat protein 4. The transcript is spliced from 9 exons. Bases 325 to 2148 code for a protein of 607 amino acids. NCBI's taxonomy places the organism in Eukaryota, Metazoa, Chordata, Mammalia, Rodentia, Sciuridae. The record is from RefSeq and is a predicted model, not a curated record. Gene Ontology annotation, molecular function: protein binding. Gene Ontology annotation, cellular component: SCF ubiquitin ligase complex. Gene Ontology annotation, biological process: SCF-dependent proteasomal ubiquitin-dependent protein catabolic process.